AUGUUCUAUCCCGGAAAGGACCAAUUGUUCCUGUCGAGGCCAGCAUGGAGGCAUGUCACGUCUGAUGGCGGUAGACGUCUCAUCUAUGCUCCUGACGCCCCCAUUGAGCACAUCCGCGUCGGUGAUGGCUUCCUUGCAAACCUGGCCCAGCUCACGCCUAUUUUGCAUGGGGCUUAUCUUCUGAGAGAAGCUAACAAGGCUGGCAUGUUUGUCAAGCCUGACAAAAUCUCCGCCUUGGCCCACCUAGCCACCGUGGAACAUGCGAGAUUGGCGCGAUGGUUCGACGAUUUCGACGCACUUGAGUUUCCAAGACCGGUCGAGGUUCUGCCAACCGACCCGGAUAAUUCGUUGUUCGAGACAGUGCUGGAACACAAGUCGGCAGCAGCCGGGUCCUUACUCAUGGGGUACUGGGCAAGUAUGCUCAUCCUAGAAGAGACAUUGGUCGAAUGCGGGACACCGCGAGCUAAUUCGGAGAUAUCCAUCCGGUAUUUCGUGGAACAAAUAUUGCGGUCGGUAGAAUCUGUGGGACGAGACACCAUGGGGCCAUAUCGAAUUGGGUUCGCCAUACGGAUCGUGUAUGAAUUCGCUACUGGGCAAGAACAGAGGUGGAUUGCCAGCAUGUUGGAUAAGUUCUCACAAGGGUAUGCUGCAAUUGACAAGAAGACAUACCCUAAGCCUAAAGACGAUGACACUCAGCCAACGUAG
Molecule: messenger RNA, 705 nt
Organism: Fusarium musae
Lineage: Eukaryota; Fungi; Ascomycota; Sordariomycetes; Hypocreales; Nectriaceae
Exons: 1
Coding region: 1-705 (234 amino acids)
Source: RefSeq, a predicted model, not a curated record